AGAAGUUUUUAUCCGAACUAAACAAUUAUACAUGCCAAGAUUCACACUUUAAGUCACAUGUGACGACAGCACGAUCACUGAUGAUCACUGAAAGCGGGAAGAAUUAUUAUGUACGAUUGGCAAGCGGUCGUAUCCAUGGCAACUGUAUCAUUGACCUUGCCAAGCUCAAACAGGUUCAAAACGUCCGACAUUGUAUCAAUUGCGCUUCUUUUACGACCGGCUAAAUCAAAUUCUAAAGAAAGAAAAUAAGACUAAGAUGCAGAACAUGACAAGUUUCCGGCAGAAACCAGGGGUACAUUUUUCAGAAAGAAAUGUCUUUGAAGCUGAAUGGUUUGACAAUGUAGCCUCUGUAUUGAGAAAAUUUUAUUUAUAUUAUUAUCCAGCUGACAAUACAGUUGAAUUGUUUGAUGUUAAAACAAAGAAGACGUUUUUAAGAAGAUCAAAGUGCGAAGGCCUUGAAGCUAAGGAUUUAUAUAUAGGAGGUGUAGUAAAAAUAUUCUCUCGAUGUAUGAAAAUAACAGAUUUUGGAGAUAGUGCUACAAGAAGCAAGUUAGCUUCAACUAUGCAAAGAACAUGUGCUACUCUGAAGCCAAAUGUUAUUGAUAAAAUGGGAGAGAUUCUGAAAUAUAUUACUAACCAUGACAUUCACAUUGGAAAUAUAAAAAUGGUAGCAUUAACUAAUGAAGAGGCUGCAGACUUUUACAGUCAUUUAAGAGGUCAUAAUGAACUCCCGUUUAUAUUGGAUUAUAUGAUAUCUGGACCAAUUGUGGCUCUGGAAUUAAUAGGAGAAAAUUGCAUUAAAAAAUGGCGAGAACUGAUUGGAGCAGAAACUAGUUCAGUGUCUGUUGAAAGUGGUAAAACAUCUCUUAGAGCGCGUUAUGGACAGGAUUCUAUACAUAAUAGUUUACAUGGUUCUGAUUCAGAAGAAGCAGCUGAACGGGAAAUAAACUUCUUCUUUUCUCAACCAAAAUCAAGAAGGAAGGGCCCAAAAAAUACAGCGGUAUAUAAAAAUUGCACAUGCUGUGUCAUAAAACCCCAUGCUGUACAAGCUCGUCUGAUUGGUGACAUCAUUAAUGAUAUACAGCAAGAAGGAUACAAGAUAUCAGCUGUCCAACAAUUUUAUAUUGAUCCCACCAACGCGGAAGAAUUUUUAGAGGUUUACAAGGGCGUACUGCCAGAUUACAACGCCAUGGUAGCUGAAUUACAAUCUGGGCCAUGUGUGGCUAUGGAAAUAACACAUGCAGACGAAUCUAUCAAUGUACUAACAGAGUUUCGAAAAUUAUGCGGUCCAAUGGAUCCAGAAAUUGCGCGUCAAUUGAGGCCGCACACACUCCGUGCAAAAUAUGGAAAAACAAAAAUUCAAAACGCUGUGCAUUGUUCAGACAUACCGGAAGACGGAUUAUUAGAGGUGGAAUAUUUUUUCAAAAUUCUGGCGGAGGAGUAAUUCAUAUCUAUAAUAUGAAAGAAUCCUACAUGCUUGAAUUUUUAAUAUGCUUUAAGCGACAAAUAAUCGUCAUACGUUAUGAAGUAACGCAUCUUUACAUGCACGCAAUGAAGAUUUUUACGUUUUAACAACACAUAUUGACUAGCGUUACAUGUAAUAAGUUUACAGGGUGCGCGUAUUUUCCAUAUUGUUGAUGCUAUUAGAUUUAUAGUAUAUAUUAAUAUGCACUAACCGUUAAAAUAUAACAUAUAUUCUAAGACUUAGGUUACUAAAAUAAAAAAAAAUUUUUUAAAUGUUUCAAUGCGUACGCAACUAUUUAUAAUUAAUUUUUUGCAAAGAUUUAUGGUUCAGCUACACAAGAUCUAACAUUGCUUGUAACCAAUUUUUGUUAAGAUAUAAUAUACGCGGUAAUGUAUUUCAGUUUUGCAGAAAUCGUGACCACGUACAUCAGCACUCAGUUUUCCUGUUUCCUUUUGUUAACUGAUAUUCCAUGGAAAUUGUGUUUAUUAAAAAUAUUAAUAAUUUCGUUGUCUGGAAUUAUCUACAGUC
Cephus cinctus (wheat stem sawfly) is the source of this 1993-nucleotide messenger RNA. It is a transcript of the gene nmdyn-D7, whose product is annotated as nucleoside diphosphate kinase 7. The record is from RefSeq and is a predicted model, not a curated record. The coding region runs from base 257 to 1444 and encodes 395 amino acids. Gene Ontology annotation, molecular function: ATP binding; nucleoside diphosphate kinase activity. Gene Ontology annotation, cellular component: centrosome. The transcript has 11 exons. Lineage: Eukaryota; Metazoa; Arthropoda; Insecta; Hymenoptera; Cephidae. Gene Ontology annotation, biological process: GTP biosynthetic process; UTP biosynthetic process; CTP biosynthetic process.